This is a messenger RNA of Benincasa hispida (wax gourd), 599 nucleotides long. Lineage: Eukaryota; Viridiplantae; Streptophyta; Magnoliopsida; Cucurbitales; Cucurbitaceae. The record is from RefSeq and is a predicted model, not a curated record.
UUAUUUUAUUUGCGCUUUGCUUCCGAGCUCCGACCCCUUCCAAGCGAAGGCGAUCUCUUAUUCGAAUUAGGGUUUCAGAUUAUUGAGGUUCUCUCAGGGUUCCUCGUAAUAAUGGGAGGGGGGAACGGGCAGAAAUCGAAGAUGGCUCGCGAGAAGAACAUGGAGAAGCUGAAAGCUUCUAAGGGAAGUCAGCUCGAAGCAAACAAGAAAGCAAUGUCUAUUCAGUGCAAGGUAUGCAUGCAAACCUUUAUCUGCACCACAACAGAGGUCAAAUGCAGGGAACAUGCUGAGGCAAAGCACCCAAAAUCUGAUGUCUAUACUUGUUUCCCACAUCUUAAAAAAUGAAAGAACAAACAAGAAACAGUGUCAAGGCACGCUCUGGUAGCCAACCUCCUUGCUUUAUUGUUUAGCUCUGAAUCUUCGCCUUUUCAACUCUGUAGAAGGAUGCAUGAUUUCUGGACAUGAACUGUGUUUGCACGCUAGUUGGUGUGUUUAUUUAUGGUCUGGCUUCUCGUGUAUCACAAAAUUAGCUUUGGAUUAAUAUAUUAGUGGUAUUAUAACUAAUUGUUCGGUGGUUUGCUCCACAUUCUUUUGGCGAA